Molecule: messenger RNA, 2186 nt
Organism: Ilex paraguariensis (yerba mate)
Lineage: Eukaryota; Viridiplantae; Streptophyta; Magnoliopsida; Aquifoliales; Aquifoliaceae
Source: the annotation of a GenBank genome assembly
AUGAGGAAGAAGGUAAUAGGUUUGGAUGAUCUUUUAAAUGAUUACUACAAAGAGAAAAGUAAAGUCAUUGAGAGGGAAUCCAAACGAGCGAAGGCACAACAAACCUACAAUUCAGACGAGGAUGAGGAUGCCAGAGAAGUAGAAUUGUCCCAAUGUGUUAACAAAUGCCAAGAACAGAUGGGUCGAAUUGGUGGUGAGGAUGAGAUGUCCUUAUGGGGUCUUCACGUUUUUGGAGAUCAGAAAACUUUGCCAUCCUUGGUAUUUCCUGAGCUUGCAAGUUGUCUGCUUUUGCAGUCUUUCAUGAAUCAUGAGCUCAAUAUUCUGGUUGAGCUUAACACCCAGAGAGGAGAAACUUUCCUUGAAGGACUGCUCGUAGAUGGCUGGCUCUUCAAAUUGGUUUGUAUGUGUGGCCUUGUAGAGAAGUCCAUAGCAGUGUGGACCUUCAAUUUGAUGGUAUACUCAUCAAAGGAAGUGCUGAGGACAUCUGCUUGUGACUUUUGGUGUGCUAUUCUCUCACCUAAAAAUGAGUGUGACGUACUGCGUGUAAAAGUUGAGUGGUUACCUUCCUAUUCUGAACUGAAAAGAGCUCUUGAAAUAUAUGGCUUUCUGUUGGAUUCAUCUUCCAAAUCUUUGUGCAACAUGGAGAUCGUCAGUGCAGAUUCUGAUUGUGCUGGACCACCUCAAAAUAUCAGAGCUUGGAUCAAAUAUGUAGCUGUUUGUUGCCAAGUAAGGAAUUUGCAUGAGAUUUUCUCAACUUCAGAAGUAGAAGAAUUGGUUGGCAUGAUUAUCUGUCUCUUCUUAGAUCGACAAAUUUUAGGCCUCUCCGUGAUUUUGUCCGAAUGCUUGCUGUCAGUAAUUAGAUUCUUUACAGUUGAUGAAUGGAAUGGCAGCUGUGAGAAAAUUGCAAAAUCUCUUGCUUGCAGAGUACCUAUUGACAUCAAUUGCUUGAGAACUGUGGAGAGCAUUUCUGGAAUCGAUGCAUGCAGUAAAGAACUCAGAAGUGCGGUGGCUUUCCAAUUUCUUAUAACUUGUUUUGGGAACAAGGACCUUGAUGCAGAGGAGGUCCUGAGAUUGCUAAUCUCCGUUAAUGUCAAAGACAAAAGUUGUGAUCUUUUUAAAGUGUAUAUUCAUUUGUGUCUCACGGAGAAUUGGCUUUUAUCUAAUCCCAUGUUCAAAAGCAAACCAGUGAUAUAUGAGAUGUGGGGUGUUUACCUCCGAAACUGUUCUUGCCAAAUCGGCAGCACAGAUUUGAGGUCUUUUGCAUCAAAGGUUCGUAGUAAAGCUUCAUAUCUUCUUCAAGGCAAUGCCAACAAAUGAUUGGUGUUGAAGUACGUACCUUUUAAGCCGUUCAUUACCUUUUGAUAGUGCUGUUACUCCACAUCAACUUACAGAGCCUGCAUGACACUAUUUACUGAUUGGUUAUAGUACAAACUUACUUGCAAAUUGCAAGCACUCAGCUAAAUUGAGCUGUGAUGCAAGGGGUGGUUUAGUGGUCUAGUAUGCCAUUGUGGCUAGUUCACUGGCAAAUGACAUAAGCUAUUGUUUUCUUGGUAUUUUAUGCUAGCAAUGGUUGACUAGUUGGUUCUAAGGAUUAUGAGUAUUCACAUGAAAUACAGUAUUUGCAAGGGAAGUUCAAAGGGAAAAUCAGUUCAAACACACAAAGUGAGAGACCUAGUGGUGGGCUUCAGAUCAGAUCAACCUUUUUUUUUGUCGAGGCAUGCACUAAAGCAUCUGUCAGUUUGCCACUGGCCAUGAUUCUAAUGAAGUGGCAUGCUACUCAUGCAUCUUGUUCUGUUAGUUUUUGAAAAUGAAUCUUGUCUGGUGUGUUUUAGUUGAUAUGUAUGCCUUUGAAUUUCUGGGCAAGGCUUUUGUAUAAUGGGCGCCAAAAACUACUACGGUAAUGUUGGGAAUUACAGCCGAUCAUGAUGUAUAUGGCAAGUACUCAAUUGCAGAAGUUUAGUUGUGUCAAUCUCCUUUCUCUCCUGUAUUCUAUUUGUGGUUCUUUCCUUACAAAUGUGGGGAGGGUGAGAGUUGAAGCCCACCAUCAUUCUUCAGUUCAAAGAGCACAAAAUAGUACUUGUUUGAGAGUCAUACUUUUGUCAAAGAUCACGACAUGAUGUUUGAUGUGCUCUGGAUGGCGAGAGUUUAUGUUGUUCAUUAUUAGUUGCUUAAUAUUUGAAGUUGUC